AUGGCAAUGGAGCACAUGCAGUCAUCCUUCAUCUCAAAGCUGCCAAUAGUCAUGGCGACCAUCGGAGAAAAGAAAGAACAGCUUGCUGCAAAGAAGCAAGAGCUCUUGGAAAUAAAGCGUAUAGGAAGAGGUACGGAGCAGUUGACGUAUGAACUUGGAAUCCAAUGGGGGACUCUGGAAGUGGAGAUUGAUCUGCUUGAGCACACGGCUAAUCCGUCAUCCUCCUCUUCUUCACUUUCAGCUGCCACCCUACCCUGUGGCUCCGAUCAUACGACUCCAGCAAGCAUGUUGUUUCCCCAAAUGGCACCAUCUUUCCUCCGCCACCUUCUCUUCCACUUCUGGCAUCGUUCUGCGGUCGUUGAAGUCGUUAGCCGCCAUGUCGUUCUCAAUCAGCGAAGACGACGAGGACCACCAGCAUCCACCUCUCCGUUCGACUAUGACCAUUCUCCGGAGCUCUCUCAAAUGCCACUUCUAGGCCACUUUUUGCUCCCCCAUCGUUGCUAUAAGACGACGUGUGUAACCAAGGAAACCCACCGAAAACGGUCAAAGGCAGCUGUAUCAGCCGAAGGUCGGAGAUGUUUUCGUUGCCUUCCUGUUAUGCACGACGUCUCUUUGUCGGUGUUGCAUCUCAGCCCCGUUGGCAUCUAG
Molecule: messenger RNA, 648 nt
Organism: Lactuca saligna
Lineage: Eukaryota; Viridiplantae; Streptophyta; Magnoliopsida; Asterales; Asteraceae
Source: the annotation of a GenBank genome assembly